GUAUAUUUAAUAUAAGUUUAGACUACUUAAAGUGUCACAUUGGCUAUGUUUAAGGGCUGGAGUCACUUUUGGCUUAGGUUUCACAUUACACUGACUACUCUGAAGUCAUGCAGCUAUUUAGCCUGAGGGGGGGCAUGUUCAGUGCUGCAGCACAGAGGAGCUGCUGAGGAGAGAGCCAGGCUUUGUUCUGCCUCCGUCUCUCACACUUGGUUGUACAAAGGGGAUUGUUUUUGACUCAUCGACGGUUUUUUUUUCUUCUCCUCUUGCAGUUUUCGCCAUUGCCUGCCACAUGGCGACCUUCGCCCGCAGCGCACCUCUGCCGGAGAGGAGCACACUUGUUGAGGGGGCGCAGUUUCAGGAGAUCGUGCAGAGGAGCCGCACGUUGGUAGAAAAGAUCCUGCAAUCCAUUCCCGACGCGCACAAAUCCUGCAUUACAACAGAGACGCUGCAACUCAAUUCCACAGAAAAUAUGAAACUUGGAAUAAUGGCAUCCAACAUUGGAAUUCCUGCUGCACCUGUACUCGGAGGUGUGUCCGAAACCUUGUCUUUGGAGACCAGAUUGACACGUAUGACCGAGGGUCUCCAGCUGCACAGGGCCUUACUGAGCGCCGUCUCUCCUCGGCUGGAGAACAAAGACAAAGUGACCGCGCUGCUGGCUGACAUCAGGGAUCUUGUCGUUCAGAUCAAUAAGAUGCUGAAAAUGGUCCAAGCUGAGGCCGUGGUGCAGCCCUCACCGACCCCCGCAGCGUUGCGGUUACCGGGGGAAUAUGAGGUUCAGGUGGCAGCACACCUGACGCUGGUGCAGCUCCAGACCUUUGGGCAGGACGUGGUCCGCAGCCUCAGGAGCCUGGACAGGAGCAUUGACGAGGAGACAGAGAGCUGACCAAUAGCUGCCAUACUCUAAAAGCUUUUGGUCCAUGUUUAAAUGUGCUAUUUAUUUAUUUGUUAAAAUUAAUAUUUAUUUUUCUAAAUAUAUUUUUAUUUAUAUUGUUAUAUUUAUUUAUGGAAUAUUUAUUAUGGGAAUUUAUUUUCUAUAAAGUUUUGUAUCCCUCAAAUAGCUUUAUUCCCAUCUGUAUAACAUGUUUGUUUGUUUUUUAAAUUAAAAAGAUUAUGUAUCUAUUUAAACAAGAAUAUAUAUCUAUUUAAACAAGAAUAUAAUAUUAAUUAAAAAUAUCUCCUUACUGUUAACAGAAGCUUUUAUGAACUUUAUCCAUUGUUAAUAUUUUAGGGGAUUGGGGAGUAAUUAUGCAUUCUGUAAAAUUAUUGAACGUUAUUUUUAUUUGCUAAUAUUUAAAAACAUGGUACUGUAUGUGCAUAUUU
Messenger RNA from Centropristis striata (black sea bass), 1320 nucleotides. RefSeq names its product colony stimulating factor 3 (granulocyte) a (gene csf3a). Gene Ontology annotation, molecular function: cytokine activity. Gene Ontology annotation, cellular component: extracellular region. NCBI's taxonomy places the organism in Eukaryota, Metazoa, Chordata, Actinopteri, Perciformes, Serranidae. The coding region runs from base 290 to 883 and encodes 197 amino acids. The transcript is spliced from 4 exons. Gene Ontology annotation, biological process: macrophage differentiation; myeloid cell development; immune response. The record is from RefSeq and is a predicted model, not a curated record.